Messenger RNA from Corticium candelabrum, 922 nucleotides. RefSeq lists its product as uncharacterized. Lineage: Eukaryota; Metazoa; Porifera; Homoscleromorpha; Homosclerophorida; Plakinidae. The coding region runs from base 482 to 922 and encodes 146 amino acids. The record is from RefSeq and is a predicted model, not a curated record. The transcript has 7 exons.
GGCGUAUCAAUUAUAUUAGUUGGCUCAAACAUGGAUGCUCUGAAAGCCUUCAACAACACGUUGGCUGGUUUUGUCCGACAUACAAAACCACAAACGGUCAACUGUAUCUCGGAAACGAGUUGUUACAGGCGAAUUUAGAUUUUAGUUAUGCCAAGUGCUUUUUGGUGAUGCCGCGUAUAUCCCGCUCUCUUGUGUACAUCGAAGGUGAUAGCUGUAGCAUGUAUCAGGAAGUCACGCACAUUUGCUUAGACAAUGGAGAAUGGCACACAGAACGAGCAUUUGUUGUACUGCAUCAUAGUAAAGAUGUCGUUGGCCUUUACGAUCGUGAUGACAUCCAGUCAUUGUGGGAUCCUGGUCCACAAAAGCAACUGAAGAUGUUUGUAGAUGUAAAUCAGUUAAUCAGCUUUAGAACGGAACCAAAUGAUUGUCAGAAGCAAUCAAUUCUCAAAUUUCUAGGAUGUGACACACUAGUCACUCGACAAUGUUAUGUAAAUCAGAAGGACCAACUGAUGUGACGACCCCUUUGUUGCAGACAAGCUCUGCUUCGAAGAAGCAAGAAGGCUGCUUUUCUUGUGUACAUUUAGCAGUGCCAAUUCAAGGUUGUUCACUGCGGAGUGAAUCAGUCGACCGGUCUACACUGUCCAACUUGUCACCUUUAGUCAAAACCACAAACACAUUCGUUCCUAAAAGACAGUUUAAAACAAAGAAUAUUCUCAAUUGCAGUUUGCAGCUAUCAGCAACACUAAAUAGUAUCAGUGACGUGUAUUCUUUGGCAGAGUCUAUACUCACAUGCAGUUGUUCAAACGUGCUAGCGUAUGUAGCCUCGUCCCCAGACUCACGUGAGCCUGGCAGUGUCCGGUUCCCGUAUAACACUUUCAGCCUCCUGUGUGUCUGGACUCACCGCGCCUACUUUCAACACUGA